UUUUUAUUAUUAAUUUAGAUAAAUAAAUACUACUUUCCUUUUUAAAUUUAAUUUUCAUUGGCAAAGAGCAAAAAGCAGCUCCGCUGUAUCUCUCUCGUUCAAUAAUUACCGAGACGACGACCGUAUCGGUUUCGGUUAAGGCCGCGUUUGGAUCUGAAGGAUUUAGGGUUUCGGACUUGAUGCUAUUGCUAUUCGGUCUGUACCAGAAUGUCUCAAGCUUCUUCCUCGCCUCGAAGCUCUGCAUAUCUCGACGCGCUGACGCAAGAGAUCGAGAAGAAGCUCCAGCGGGCGCUGGCUUCUCCGUCGCAGCGGCGGAAUUUGUUGCAGGAGUUGUUUGCUGACAUAGCUUUGGAGAUCGAUGAGCGAGCCAAAGAAAUGAUUCUCAGCAGGGAAGAGGAUGCAAUUUCUCCUGCUGAGGAUGGCAUUGAAGGUCAGCUGUGCUUUUAUGAUGUGCUCACUGAUCAUUAUGUUCGGGUGCCUGAGAAUGGAAAACGCAUCCUUGAUUUGAUUGUCCAACUUUGGAGCCAGUCAUUUGCAUCUCAUAUUUUUGCCUUGUUGUUCCACAAAUGGCUGUUUGAGGUUCAACUUGACAACUCUGAAGUACUUCUUCGUUACUCAUCUGCUCUUGUUGAAGGUGCAACAAAUGUUUUCUGGAUUGAUACUCAAUCAAAUGCAAGGCGAUUCCAAUCCCUUUUUUGUUAUCUGCUUGAGGAUGUUGCUUUGGAGCCCAAACGGUUAAAUAAAAUUCCUGUACAGGUCCAGCGAGAUCUAUUUCUUUUACUCUCCAGGUUUAUAAUUUUUUAUAACUCAGGUGGGUUUUCUGGUAAUGCAUCUUCAGCCUUUGAAUUAAGAAAUUGUAAUUUGUCCAUUAAUGUGUUGAUUCAUGCAGUUGACAAGCUCGACCGCUUCUUAAGGGAAUUUCCUCUUUUUCCGAACGCUUUUUUGGUUGGUAGUUCAGCAGACUUCUUUGUUAUUGAACUAGCCGAUCAGCUUCAAAAACUGAAGGUGGAACCAGUAUUGCUGCAUUACCUUUCACACAUAAAAGUUCUCCAGGGAAUGGAGCUGAGAAUGGCCACAAGCACAAGGUUAAAGGCUUGUCUGUAUAGCUUCACUUCUCCUGGAGGUCCAAUGUACCCUACAAGAGCUGUUCGUCAUGCAGCAUGGGAUGCAUUAGAUUUGCUUUUUCCCGUUGGCAGAUACCCUCGGCAUCUCAUAAGCCUGUUCUUCCGAUUGCUAUAUCCAUGGUACUGGCCCGCUUCUUGUUGGAAUUUCGUAAUGGAUUGCGUAAAGGCAGUAUUGUAUUCUCUGUUAGGAUUAAUCUACUCAAGUUUGGGGAAGCUGAGAAAGCCGAAGUUUUAAAAUGCUGCCAAUUUCGAAAGAUGUAGCCUCCUGUAAAGUUAAAAAACUAAACCCCUAGGAACCGAAGCGCAAAGUUGUUUGUAGUGAAUUGUAUUUGUGAUUUUGUUCCCCUUUUGCCCUCUUUCGACGGAACCGAAAUUGUUUCUUCUUAAUUUAGAUUGCAAACAAUACUUUGGUGUAUUGUUUGUUCCCCUUUUAGCCGUCAAUUACAAGUUCUCAAUAACUUGUUUUA
Molecule: messenger RNA, 1591 nt
Organism: Pyrus x bretschneideri (Chinese white pear)
Lineage: Eukaryota; Viridiplantae; Streptophyta; Magnoliopsida; Rosales; Rosaceae
Exons: 10
Coding region: 208-1359 (383 amino acids)
Source: RefSeq, a predicted model, not a curated record